UAUUUGUCCGGCGAAACCAGAAUAUCUGGUCCCGGAUGUAAAAAAUGGGUGCCAAUGACCAUCUUUAAAUAUCUACACAUAUUCUCAUGUGGUUGAUACUCGUUGACACUGAGGAAUGGAGGUGGUAGACAGUCCCCUUAACCUCGCCCAUCAGCAUUGCAGGAAAGCAGACCGCUUGCUCGCAGCUGGCAAAUAUGAAGAAGCCAUCUCCUGUCAUAGGAGAGCAGCAGAACUUCUGAAGGAGGCCAUGAAGCUUACAGAAUGUGAACAGGCUCGCCUGUCUCUGGAGCUCCAAAGAGAGAGUCACGUGAAGCAGCAGCGGCUGAUUGAGGAAAAGUGGAAACGGGCCAGACGAGAAGGCAAGCCCCGAGUCCUCCAGGCUGUUCCCCCCACCGUCGAACAGUCGCCCGGCCCUCACUCGCAGGGCGCCCGGGCCCCUGCGGCCUGCUCCAUCCCCGGGCAAGCCCCGGAGCGCGAGUACGACACCUGGCUGUAUCUCCUGAAGAACAAAGACGCCCCUCCGGAGCCCUGCUCGGGCAGCAAGGCCCAGAAAGACGACAAGACCCGUCUGGAGGAGCAGCAGACCACCAUUGCCAACCUGCGCAAGCUGGUGGAUCACCUGGUGAGCGAGAACGAGAGGCUGACGCAGGACAACGAGAGGCUGCGGACGGAGAAUGCCCGGCUGAAGAAGGAACCCUACGCGGACGCCGAUUUCGUGGAGAGGUCAGAGCUGUGGGUGAUGCCGCAGCCGGCGGAGGACAGGAAAGCCAAGGACAUUCCCAUCCCGCAGCUCCCGCCGCUGGAGAUGCCCACUCAGGAGAUCCCCCUGGAGGACCUGCCUCCCCUGGAGCUUCCCGAGGACAUCCAGCAAGAGCUGCAGGAGCUGCUGGAUGGAGAGAAGCUGUGAUGCCACCUGAGACGCGUGAAAGGCAGAUUUUAGCGCUCACUCUACACUCACUCGGUGCUUCACUAAAGGGAGAAACGCGGCGGCAGAGGCUGGGACACAGUGAGAGAGGUUGUUAUGGAAAAAACAAAACAAAACAAAACCCCUGGUUUUAAUAAACACCAUGACCGUGGCCUUUGGCACUUUGAUUAGGUGGCACAAAUGACACUUUUU
Messenger RNA from Chanos chanos (milkfish), 1117 nucleotides. RefSeq names its product nuclear receptor binding factor 2b (gene nrbf2b). Gene Ontology annotation, biological process: autophagy. The record is from RefSeq and is a predicted model, not a curated record. The transcript is spliced from 4 exons. Lineage: Eukaryota; Metazoa; Chordata; Actinopteri; Gonorynchiformes; Chanidae. The coding region runs from base 116 to 907 and encodes 263 amino acids.